GAGCGAACGAGGUGGGCGGUCGUCGUGCGUGGGGAGCCGUCUCCACCAAAAAAGAAUCUUUAACAAUCGUAAACGAUUCUCUUUUUACGGCUCCGAAACCACAGCAGCGGUGGGUACGGCGAGCAGGGCGGCAUUCACGGCUCACGGACGUACCAGCCGCGAUCGGGCACACGGGCGUUGCAUCAACAGCGGCAACCAAAUAAGAAACAAUAAGAUUUUCGCAAGUCAACUUGACAAAAACUUAAAAAAAAAAACCCCCACCAUGGGUUCUUCUGCCUUCGAUCGCCACUUGGAGGGCAACGUCGCUGGCUUAUUCUAGUCGCCAACCCAUCGGCAGCAUCGGCAGCAUCUUCCGACAAGAAUCCCAGAAUAUAUUCAAGCGAGAGGACGGACGCUGGCUUAUGAAAGCCUUACUUGAGCUGACACGCUCGCGAGCCAACAGCCCCCCCCGACAUCAUGAGCCGUAAGAGCAAGCUGCUGCGCCGGCUGGUGCGUUGCCGGUGCCUGCGCGGGGAGGAAGAGACCAUCUCCACCAUCGACUACUCGCACUGCUGCCUGCAGCAGGUGCCCAAGGACGUCUUCCUGUUCGAGAGGACCCUGGAGGAGCUCUACCUGGACGCCAACCAGCUGGAGGACCUCCCCAAGCAACUGUUCAGCUGCGUCCUGCUGCACAAGCUGAGCAUCUCCGACAACGACAUCUCCAUCCUUCCGCUGUCCAUCGCCAACCUGGUCAACCUCCACGAGCUGGACAUCAGUAAGAAUGGAAUACAAGAGAUUCCGGAGAACAUCAAGUCCUGCAAGCUGCUCACGAUGCUCGAAGCUAGCGUCAACCCGAUAUCCAAGCUGCCUGAGGGAGCCACUCAGCUCACCUGCCUGACGGAGCUGUACCUGAACGACGCCUUCCUGGAGGCCCUACCAGCCACCAUGGGCAGGCUGACGAAGCUGCGCGUGCUGGAGCUGCGAGAGAACCACCUGCGCACGCUGCCUCGGUCCAUGAGCGAGUUGGGUCAGCUGGAGAGGCUGGACUUGGGCAGCAAUGAGAUCUCCGAGUGGCCUUCCGUGCUGGAGCACAUGGUUGCCCUGAAGGAGCUGUGGAUGGAUGGGAACCAGCUGCAAGCUCUGCCGCCGGGCCUGGGGAAUUUGAAGCGGCUGAGCUACUUAGACGCCUCAAAGAACCAGGUGGAGACCAUGGACCCCGGCGUGGCGGGCUGCGAAGCCCUUGAGGACCUGCACCUGUCGUCUAACCUGCUCUGCCAGCUGCCCGACGAAAUCGGCUGCCUCAAGAGCCUGACGACGCUCAAAGUGGACGACAAUCAGCUGUCGCUGCUGCCCGAAGCCCUCGGAGACCUGGACAGCCUGGAGGAGCUGGACUGCAGCGGGAAUCAGCUGGAGCUGUUUCCGGCCGGCAUCGGUCGUCUCGCCAACCUGCGCACGCUCACCGCCGACGAAAACCACUUCUCCUCCCUGCCCCCCGAGAUCGGGAACUGCAAGAACGUGACGGUGCUGUCCCUGCGCUGCAACAGACUCGAGGUGCUUCCCUCGGAGAUGGGCGACAUGACUCACCUCCGAGUGCUCAACGUCAGCGACAACCGACUCAAGUUCCUUCCGAUCUCGUUCACAAGCCUGAAGGAGCUCACGGCCCUGUGGCUCUCCGACAACCAGUCGAAGCCGCUGAUCCCGCUGCAGGUGGACGAGCCGGCUGAUGGCGGAGAGAAGGUCCUCACCAACUACAUGUUCCCGCAGCAGCCUCGCGCGCCCGACAUGGAGUACAAGUCGGAGAGCGAAAGCUUCAACGCGGAGCUGUGGGAACAGCAGAGGCAGCAGAGGACGCAGGUCGCCUUCGAGUUUGACGACCAACGGGAGGAGAGGGACCCCGACACUGUCAAGGAGGGCACCCUGAAGCGUUACCCGACGCCGUACCCCGAGGAGCUGAAGAACCUGGUGAAGACGGCGCAGAGCGUCGUCAACAAGAUCCACAGCGACGGCGCCACGGCCGGCACCGCGUCCGGCGCCGCCGCUGCCGCUGCCAGGGCGGCCACCAGCAAGGAAGCGCUGUCCGCUCCUGCGGACGCCAGCCAGACGCCGGGAUUGCAGCCGACUGCCGAGGGUCUCGCGGAGGGCGCCAGCCGAGGGGGGCUAGCGAGCACGGUGGACGACGGAACGAUCCAGACCACCGGAGCGGUCGGCCUCGUGUACAGCAGCAGCAGCACCACUACCACCGUCAACAACGCCACCGUCACCAACACCACCGUCAUCGUCAACCACUACACCCAGGAGAGCGAAGAGGACAGCGAGGUGGAGGAGCAGCGCAAGGAGGAGGAAGAGAGGAAGCCCUUCCUCUCGGAGCCACAGCAAUCGGUCGCUCGGUCGCCACAACUCUCCGCCUUGUCGCAGCCCGUGAAGAGAGCCGAGGGGGCCGUGCCGCUCUCAAUCGGACUGGACCUGGACUACAACAGCAACCGCAACAACAGCAACGGCCUGAGCCUCGUGCGUGACCUCCCGCUGCUGCCUCCCCCUGCCGCCGACAGCAACGCUCCUGGUAGCUUCCACCGCCAGGCCCAAGAGAGUCUCCCGGACCAAACCAAAAGCUCUCCGAAAGGGAUCUCUGCUCAGUCGACGGUGGCGGAAGCCAUAGGCGGCGCAGUGAAGGUGAACGGCACGCCGGGCGGCUCGGGGCGGCCCGCCGUGCCUGCAAAACCCAGCGUCCUCUACUCCGCCAAAACCGAGAGCGUGGCGCUGACACAGAGCAAGGCGGCCGUUCCCACACCACGGCCGAGUGAGUCUCUCCGGCACGACGAAGCCGACGAUCCGGCCUUCGUUCCCCCUCCGCUCGGAGCCUUCGAGCGGCAACAACCGGACGCGGGCGCCGCGCCGGAACGGCGGGAUACCGCCGUGGAAUAUUCGUCGGCAGUGGUUACCGCGACAAACGUGGUGACGAUGCCCUCCUCGGAGCGGAGCGAAGCCGGAACUUUCGUUGUCGCGACGGCAGAGUAUGAGCGCUCACGGGAGCCUUCGCAUCUGAGCGCGGCGCGCGCGCCGCUACCCGCCCUGGCCCGGUCGAACAGCGCCAACGCGGCAGAAACCGCGCCGCAGGGGGGGGCGUCCCUGACCGCGGGGACGGCGGCAUCGGCGGAGGCGGAGAACGCGGCGGACGUGGGCAUCCCCCGCAGCCUCUCGGCUCCGCUGCUGGACGAGGAGCGUGGCGGUCGCGCCGGCCCGCCGGCCAUGCCCGCCAAGCACGUGAUCUACCACUUUGACAGCGACUUCAGCCCUCGCUCGCAGCGCGGCCAGGCGUUGGCUGCGCAGCAGCAGCAGCAGUACGCGCACGGCACUCACGAUCGCUACGCGCAACAGCAGCAGCAGCAGCAGCAGCCGCCAAGGCCAGUCGGCGACACGCAGUUCGUAUUCACGAGCCGGCACAGCUCGGCCUCCUCGCUCCCACGAACGCCGGGCAGCGGUGGAGGCGGGCAGCAGUUUGGCUACCGCUGCGUGGACGUGCCGCCGGGGGACUGCGCAGAUUACGGCUACGUGCACGGGCAGCAGCAGCAGCAGCGUCAGCGGGGCGGCGGCCUGGAUCGGCAGGGCAGCGUGACGUCGACGGGAAGCGACGCGUCCGGGGCGACGGGCUACUCGUACCAGGGCUACGCCAGAGGCAUGCCACACAGCGAGAGCGACUACAUGAGCCCGCGGGACGUCGCCGCCAUGAGCCGCGGCGGCGCACCCUACGGGCGGCCCGUGUCGGCACGGAGUUACACGCUCGACUCGGGCUUCUACACGCAGGCUCAUGGGCAGGGUGGCCGCCCCCAGUCGGCACGCCCGGGUCCCCAGCAUCUCGCGGUGGGCGGCCGUGAGCGAGCCCCCUCGGACGUCGACCCCCGCGCGGCGGGGAUGGUGGGGAUGGCGGGCCCCGGCGGAGGGUCCGGGGCCCGUGCCCGCUCGGAGCACUCUCUGCUGGCGGGGCCCGCUGGCGGCUCGGGGGCCCGCACACCGCCCCCCGCGGACUGGCGCGAGCAGCUGUUGCGGCACGUGGAGAACCGCAUGCUGGAGAAGGGUUCUCCGGGGAUGCCAGGCAGCCCCUUCGACCCAAGCGGUGGCGGCCCCCCUCGCGGGUGGGGUACGGUUGGCCGCGGCGACGGCGCGGGCGGCGGUGGAGGUGGUGGCGGAGGGGCGGCCAACUGGGCCACGAUGGGCCACCCCAGUGGCGGAGGUCACAUGACGGUGGACGGACCGGCCUACGGAGCGCGACAAGCCGCACGCGACUACAACCGGUUCCCGUCCCAGCCGCUGCUCGGUGGCCCUGUGGGAGGAUGCGAAGACUCGUACGGUGCCGGGGUCACCGGGGUCACCGGGGUCACCGGGACCCUGAGCCGCAAGGACGUCCCGCCGGAGACGCUCAAACCGCUCUCCCUACCCAACGGGGCGCCCUACCGAGGCCCGUCGUCCUCUCAGAUGGUUCGCCACCCGUCCCGCGAGGAGCUCAUCGACUUCCUGGUGCAGAGGCAGACCAUGCGCACGCCGACGCAAGGCCUGCAGGUGCUGCACAGGGUUCCCAGCAACCCCCACUCCAACGGCUACCACGCGGAGCAGGUGGUGGCGCGGCGACCAGAGGGAUACGCGGAGGAGGUGGUGGUGCUCAUUGAGAAGAACCCGGGCCUGGGAUUCAGCAUCUCUGGGGGCGUCGGAGGGCAGUCUGGCCCCUUCAGCCCUUCCAACAUGGGCAUAUUCGUGACGCGAGUGCAGCCGGACGGCCCUGCCGCCUUCCUGCUUCGCCCAGGGGACAGGAUCGUGAAGGCCAACGGCUACAACUUUGCGGACGUGGCGCACGAGAGGGCCGUUGCGCUGCUCAAGGGCCUGGAGAACCCGGUGGAGUUGGUCGUGCGACGCUAGCGCCCGGAUGCGUCGAGGGGAACACACGUGCCUAAACCACACCUCCUCCCUCCCCCUUGCUUUCCCCCUGCCACUACCCCCCCCCCCCCCAGAAGUUCGUCGGUCAUUUAUGUUUUUUAUUCUGGUGUCGGUGCCUGUGUGAGGAAAAGUCGCAAUAGCAAUAAUACUGUUUGCUUCCAUAUCAGCCGUUGCUGUUCAACAACGGUUUUUUUUUUAAGAUAUAUAUGUUAUAUAUUAUUAUAGAGUGAUGAUUGGACGCAGCUCGGGCGACGGACACUGGGUGGAGUGGGGGGGUCGGAUGUCAGGAGCGAGGAGAACGGCAGACAUUCCCUCCCACUCCCGGCACGCCGAUGAAGAAGGGAGCUCGCUAGCGAACGACGUUCCUGCGUGAACACUCCUGUCGCCACGCUCUUCUGUCGCCUGGUUUCUUCUGUCUGUACGGCUCGGUACACUUGGGGCGAUCUUGACCGGAAACGCGGUCCACCGCGGGAAAGUCUGGCAACUCGGUACGGCUUUGGCGUAGAGUCGAUAAGAGUUUUGUCGAGGCAGUGAAAAAACGGAGUUUGUUGAAAAAGUGUGUUUGUGAUGAGAAAAAAAAAUGGGUGGUCUACUGAUGUGAGCACGUGCUUUAGUUUUGGUAGUCGUGUAACCUCGUUCUGUAAUCUUAAGACAAAUGAUUUGGUGAUGCUGCUGCUGCAUUAUCAGCGGCGCACGAGCACAAUAAAAAAAAAACUCAACACCUUCGUCAAUAACACUGCCUUAAAAUGAAAUGUAUAUUUAAGGUGGUCUUUUGGCCAAUGGCCCUUCUUCGUAGUAACUUAAAUUGUGCUAUAUUUGUUAAUUGCCUUUGUGAAAGUUAAAAUGUCCUGUUUUAUGAGCUAUGAAGAAGGGCGACUGCCCGAAACAUCACACAUUUUAUAUAUAUGUUUUUUCCUUUCAAGGCCAAAGGGCCACAGUGCUAAUGACCAAUGUUUUGAGUUUUUUUUUUCUCUCUUUCCAUAACCUUAUUAAAAUUUGAACUUCCAAAUUGCCUACUUGAGGGGAGCAGUGAUCAGGUAUUGUCACCAUAUUUGGGCAACUGAUGAUUUUUUUCCAACCCCCUUAUACAAUAACACGUCGCGCAGCCAACUGUUGCUGGCUACGUCUGCCGUAAAGCAAAACGAAGGGGGAAAAAAUGCCUCUGUGUACCCCCACUGAUCUUUCGUUGUCGAAAUCAACCAGCAAGGUUCGUCAGCUGGUCCCCGGUCUGCCGGAGUGUCCCCGAGGUCCGCUUUAAGUGGAGCCCCCCAGUGUAUGUGUGCUUGCGCGUGCCUGUGCGCGUUCACGCGGAUUGGAUGUAUAAAAUGUUUAAGGCAGCAGCACACGAUGAACUGUGGGAUUCUAAGCGUCUGCAAAAAAAAUAAGUAAAUAAAAAAAGGCCAGGCCUGUGGUGGAGGGUAACGGUCACACUCACUGUGAGCACAAUUAAAGCGAAGAUUAGUAUAAAUAGCAGCGGUUAAGACAUUACUGAUACUGUAUAGUAGUUUCGUUGUUGUUGCGUGUUUAUUUUUUAAAACUUUAUAUAUUCUGGCAAGCAAAAUAAUUAACAUCAAUUGUUUCUUACUGUGAUAAUUUCUCCUCUCGAGGGCAUCAUCGUGUAUAUAAAGUUUGCAUUAACAGCAAAAACUAAAACAUACACGCAACGUUUGGCCCAGGACACGAAUAUCUCUUGUCGUCGCCUGCCCUAAAACUGCUGCGUUCCCCUCGGUUUGUCUGAUCGAAGUUUUUCAAAGCCGAUCAAAAGUAACGGUCGGGCUUGCCAUUCACUACGGCACUCCGCCGACAUCACUGAAUCGGAUCGGCAUUGCUUGCGACGUGCAGUCAGGGCACGCAUCUACAAGGCAUAUUCGUUGGGCCGCGUCCGUCUUUGAGUCGGUUUGAUGGGUUUGGGUGUUUGUGGGGGGUGGGGGGGGGGCCGUUGGUACUCGGCACGGAGGCGCCCGGUCCGAGCCGAGCUCCCAACGCGCCGCCGAUGUGGUGCGUGCGGCACCGGUCCCUUGCGGCAAGCUGCACGCGAUCGACUUGAGAUAUAAACACGAGGGGGGGGGGGGGGGGAGGUUGAGACGGGCGGAGCACCAGAUAUGACGGGUGGCUCGGGAGGUCCCGGUGUACGUUGGGUAUAAAAAUCUGGGGGGGGGGGGGGGGGGGGCAGCUGAGCCCUGCUACGUCUUAUCGUCGUCUUCUUCUUACGGUACUUCGGAUCUACUGCGUAACCGUGCAAGGAGCGCAGCUGCAUGCACGGCGGACAUUCUCAUAUCAAUCGUGGUUCCGCAAAAAAAAUAAAUCCCCCAUGCCUGCCACGCGCUAGGAUGGCGGUGCCCUGUAUGGCUCCGGUUACCAAGUCCGUAACACGUGCUGCUUCCCAGUGACCUGGAAAAUAUUCGGUGAGAAAUGAAGCCGUGGCCGAGCUUCGGUUUGUUUGGGGGGAGCACGGUUGGGGCGAGGCUGUUUGGGUUUCACUGGUGCCCGUCGUGAUGGAUGUUUUUUUAACAAAUAGAGUAAUCGAUUCUCCACCGGAGUUCUGCAAAACUUGGCCAUGGUCUUGUCACGCCCUGUGGGAUUGGAUGACUUGUUCUGCCCUGCAAGUUGAGCGACAUUCCUAAUAUAAUGAAAUUGGGGACUAUAAUGCAAAAAUAAAUAGCUCAAUUGUUGUGGUCACAGCAAUGUGGAUGAAUGUACUGUCAGUAUAAAUAGGAAAACAAUCGAAUUAUGUGACAAGAGUGGACAGGCCUUGUAAACGUUACAAUACGGUGCAUAUCGACUCAAUCUCAUGGCUCGGGACAUCUUGAAGGAGUGUGGCGCAUGUGUUUUCAGACGCAAGUUUCUCAUUCCAAGUUCAGUAACGAAUGCCUGUUGAGCCAUCGUUAAAUCAACGCGAGUUCGGUAGCGAGUGUCGGGAAUACCCGAUCAUCGAGUCUACCCGAUGAGACGAGAGGCAUUUUUAAAUCACCAAGGGCUUGAGUAAUGCGAUCGUCGUCUGUUUGUUUGCUACGAGCUUUGGUAAAAGGGCGGUUAAGCGAGACAUCAAGAUAAUGCCCCACGUUUUUAAAGCACCGUUUUAGUUCCCAUUCAGUGCAAGGGGAAUCAUGUGGCAGGAGGACAAGGGAAAAGUAUGUGAAGCGGGGGGAGGGGGGGGGCAGUGGAUGGAGCGGCAGGAGAGGUGGUCGUGUAGAGUCUUGUCUCUGGUCUUGUUUUGUCCUGCUUUUGACAAGUGCCUUCGACAAGUUUGCCUGUCCACGGACGAGGAGAGCAAUAUUUUUGAAAGAGCCAAAAUGAUGUACACUUGUUGCUUAAACAAAACAAACGAAUUUGUCACGUUACGUUUUUGCAGGUCGAGGGAUGUUUGAACGGAUUUUGUACUGGAAUUAGAAAGUUGUAAAAUGAAUUAACCCUGCCUGAUGAAGAGCUUUCCCAGAUGUAAUUCGGUGUAUUGGGGUAGUACCAAAACGGCCUGCUUUGCAUUUUUACACCCAAGAUUUUAUUUUGUCGUGAGUAGAGUCGCUAACCUGUGUAACUAAAGACCUGUGGGUUGCAUCGGUCGUUCCACUCGCUUAUUUCAAGCUCUCCACCACGCAUUAACGUUUUUUCUGAUGUACAUAACAAGAUGUGAUUUUAACCGUGUAUUAUAUUGACGCUUUGUUAACAGGGGUAUUGUAUCGCAGGGUGCAGUUUUAUAAUCACGGAGGGGUUUUUAUUAUUUACAAAUUUGGCUGCUGACACUAGCGUUAAUGGAGCACAUGCAUCAAUGGUGGUCAUUUGGUGAAUUAAUGAAUAGACUUGCGGAUAUCACGUAAAACCCAUUCUUAGAGAUGUAUGCCUACUCGUGUUUACGUCCAUCGUUUUACCUAAUCAUUUGUACAGGGGAAGCUGGAUUUAAUGUUCUUUUUCUAAUAUCUUUCUGGGAACAGGUGUUUUUUUUUGUCAAAGCUGUACUGUAAAAUUUAGAAGAGGAAAAAAAAAUACAGAUGUACAAUAAAACAUUCCACUGGGAAAAAUUGC
Messenger RNA from Lethenteron reissneri (Far Eastern brook lamprey), 8925 nucleotides. RefSeq names its product erbin-like. The record is from RefSeq and is a predicted model, not a curated record. Gene Ontology annotation, cellular component: adherens junction; postsynaptic membrane; postsynaptic density. Gene Ontology annotation, biological process: embryo development; establishment or maintenance of epithelial cell apical/basal polarity; receptor clustering. Gene Ontology annotation, molecular function: protein kinase binding. NCBI's taxonomy places the organism in Eukaryota, Metazoa, Chordata, Hyperoartia, Petromyzontiformes, Petromyzontidae.